ACUCUGAAAUGAAUAUUACUGAUGGUUUCUAGUGUUUAAAUCCUGACAGAGUACAAGUGGGACAUUCAUAAAAAUCAAGUCUUUGCAAGAAAUGGUGUUGAGUUCUUUGUUUAUUGUUCAUUUGUUUUCUAGUUAGUGUUUUUUUUGUGGGAUGUGAAAUAUUUUAUUACCACUUUAGACUUUCAACACCAAAAAAAUCAUGUCUUUUUUGGCUGCCUAGCUACAAUUUGGACAGAAAAGAUUUGAUUGGAGGCUAGCUAGAAUGUUGGUUUGAAGAGAGCAAAAGUGGUUUGAGUAGAUUAAUUAGUGUCUUGCCUUUACUAAUUUUUCUUGGGAGACAAAAGGAGAAAAGUUGAGGUUGUUUGAAAUGGAAGCAUCAUGUUCAAAGAGGGCCAAGGCCCCCCCUUCAAAUGUUGCUCAUUGCUUGGUGGACGGAUGCAGCGCGGAUUUAAGCAAGUGCAGAGACUACCACAGGCGGCACAAGGUCUGCGAAGCGCACUCCAAGACCCCGAGGGUCACCAUCGAAGGCCGAGAGCAGCGGUUUUGCCAGCAGUGCAGCAGGUUCCACUCCUUGGUGGAGUUUGAUGAGGGAAAACGAAGCUGCAGGAAACGUCUCGAUGGGCACAACAGGAGGCGUAGGAAGGCCCAGGCGCGUAGUGGAGUGGAUGAGAGGCCCGCGCCACCACAGAUUGUAGCUGGUGGUGGUGUUGGUGUGGUGGGAUACCCUUGGUCCGGGGCGGUGGUGAAAGACGAGAAUGUGAUGGGAGGCUCGUUGCUGCAACAGCAGCUCAGCUACAUGGAUAAUAUUCACCGUCAGCAACUGCUAAUGAUCAGCAGCAGCUCCUCUUCCUCAGCCUUUGUGUCACAAAAUGUGAUGAUGGAAUGUGAUGGUGCUCUCUCUCUUCUGUCAUCGCCGCCUCCCGCCAUCGACUACCGCCAGACCACCACUUCUCCCACCUUGCAUCUUCCUCACCACAAUGUGGGAUCAUCCCAUCAAACUCUCUCCUUCACGUGGAACUGACUAGCUCAAUCAUCAUCAUCAUCAUCAAGAAUGUAUUUUCUUUCUCAUGUUUCAUGUGUGAUCAUGUUUUCUUUCUUAGUUAUAUGUCUAUGCUACAUUCUUGCUUCCCAGUAUUUGGAUAAAAUCCCAAAUCUCAAUGGAUUAGAGUUACUUUUUUAAAA
Salvia splendens (bonfire salvia) is the source of this 1182-nucleotide messenger RNA. RefSeq names its product squamosa promoter-binding-like protein 7. NCBI's taxonomy places the organism in Eukaryota, Viridiplantae, Streptophyta, Magnoliopsida, Lamiales, Lamiaceae. Bases 368 to 1021 code for a protein of 217 amino acids. Gene Ontology annotation, cellular component: nucleus. The record is from RefSeq and is a predicted model, not a curated record. Gene Ontology annotation, molecular function: DNA binding. The transcript is spliced from 3 exons.